This is a messenger RNA of Pelobates cultripes (western spadefoot toad), 6011 nucleotides long. The record is from the annotation of a GenBank genome assembly. NCBI's taxonomy places the organism in Eukaryota, Metazoa, Chordata, Amphibia, Anura, Pelobatidae.
CCUCACGUCAUGGACGCUGAUGAUUCCCCAGAAUGCAGCGCGCCGCCCCUUCCUUUUCCUCCAUCUUGGAUGCCAGUGAGGGUGAGUGUACACGGCGUCUCUUAAUACAUUCAAAUAUCGCCGGUCUGGCUCUCGUGGCUCCGGUAAUAGUCACCGAGCCGGGGGCAGCACUUCUCGCAGUAUGUCCUGGGGCGGGUGGUUGCUGUGUGCGGGGCUGGAUGGCCGGGAUGCAGGGCGGAUUGUGUUGCCGGGGGUGGUAGGGGUUCUCUCCAGCCGUGUCUGACAUGGAGACUCGGCCUCUCACCGCGAACACAGUGACUAACGCUGACCCGUAACAUUCCAUGCAGAGACUCCAUGUAGAGCCUGGUGUAACACUCCAUGUAGAGACUCCAUGUAGAGCCUGGUGUAACACUCCAUGCAGAGACUCCUGUGCAGGAAUAAGCUCCAUGCUUCCCCAUGCAACACGUCCCCCAUGUAACCUCAAGGCAGAGCUAGUCUGUGUGUGUAUAGAUUACUGUGUCAUUUCCAUGGUCUCUGUGCUCGGGGUGUUUACAUGAGCCUGUGUGUGUGUGUGUGUGUGUAUCGCAGCUCUGUGAUCAGCUAUCAAUGAGAUAUAUAAUAGGUGUAGUGAGAUGUCCAGACAUACCUGACAUUAUUUUACUGGUCUAUAUUUAUCUUCAUAAAGUGCAUUGUGUGUCUCUCACAUACACACACAACCCCAGUGCCAGUUACUGUAUUAUGUUGUGUAUAUGGCUAAUUAUGUUGUGUUCAUAAUGUCAUUAUGUCAUAAUCUGUCAUUUGUAAUGCUGUGCUAGAAUACUGCAUUUACAUUGCCAACCAAUUGGCUUCCUAAAUAUUUAGGCUAGCAUUGACAAUUCACAUUUGGAAAUCCUUCUUCUUGUGUAUAAGUUGCACUUUUCUAACUGAUCGCUAUUGCUCAGUGUUGUAUUCCAGCCUGUGACAGUGGUCUUUUGCUGUUAUAGUGUGGGUGGUAGGUUAGAAAAGUGUUGCAGGUGCUGAUAUGGUGGGUUAGGAGAUUUGAGCACAAGCUAUUGAGAGCUUUAAAUGUUUUUGUAUUGAGUAACCACUUAGUGUAAAUAUGCAGUUUUCGCAGUGUAAUAAAAUUGUUUUAAAAGUCAACUGAUAAAUCCAAGUAUUGCUAAUAUAACAUUCUCCCCCCUCUCCUUUUUUUUUUUUUUCAGUACUGCACCAGGAUAAUAUAAACCCAAGAUGUCUGGGAGGUAUGUUCUUAAAUCAUAUCACUCUGGAGGUUUUGAAAGGUUACUUGUAAACAUGUCCUUUUGGUAACUUCAUUCACUGUCCUUUCAGACUCUGGUGCAAAGCCACCUUUGCUGGCUAUAAGAGAGGUCUCCGAAAUCAGAGAGAACACACAGCUCUCCUGAAAAUUGAAGGAGUUUACGCUCGUGAUGAAACAGACUUCUAUCUGGGCAAGAGAUGCGCCUAUGUGUACAAAGCAAAAAAGUGAGUUUUUAUAUAUAUAUAUAUAUAUAUAUAUAUAUAUAUAUAGUUUUUUUUUUUUAAUAUACAUAUGUAUGCAUGUAAAUGCAUUUAUGUAAUAUCUUAUGAGAUGUUUUUUGUUUGAGUUCUCUUCAUUGCAAUGGUUAAUUUAAAAAAUAAAACGGAACCUGUCCUGUUGACAAGUUCGUUCAGGUAGGUAUAGCCUUAGUCUAUAAUAUCUGGUAGAAUAACAAUAAAAAAUAUAUAUUUUAGUAUUACAAGGGGGGUUGGCUGCACUCACCUGAACAUGCAUAAAUGGGGGUGCUGCUGGGGGCCAAAUUAUAAAAUACACAAGAUCCAGCGCACAUAGUCGAUAGGUGAGUGCGCUGGAUCUUGUGUUUAUAUAUUCGAGAAUUCACUCUAAACUUCAAAUUUAAGGCCAUAAUGGACUAGGAAAAUGAUAAUGUUUAGCUACUGUGGCCUUAAAUUUGAAGCUCAGUUUGAAUUCCUAAUAAUUUUCACUGCUAUUGUUACACUAAAACGUUGCAUGUUUUCAUUACGAAGUCAAGCCCCAAUAUUUAAUGCUAAAUGUAACUCUGCUAGUGACAUGCUUAAACAGUAUGUUGUGCUUCAUACUACUGUCCAUUCUUAUCGUGUUUCAGUUUACUUCACACUGAGGUGUCAGAUCCAUACUAAUUGCACAAGGUGCAUUUCUUUUCAUAGAGUAGCAACAAGAGCACUGCCUUAGUUAUGUAGAGUCAAUACAGUAAAUAACUACAGAUUUUGGAAGGUGCAGUAGUUCAAAUUGUUUUAUCUGCUUGACCGUUAUUCCCAUUGCCCACUACUGUAUGUGAAGUGCUAAAUGGUAGUCAUCUUUUUGAAUUAAGAAUACUACAUGAACUCCGGAUUCCGCCACGGGGGCCCUCACCCCUUCCUCCCCUCCCCCUUCCUUCCCUACCCCUACCUUAUCUACAACACCGUUGCUAGAAAUGGGACCAAGGAUAUCAGUACCUAACCACACAGGGCUCAGGUCGAUAUCAAACAGGUCCCCCUGCAACGAGAACGGUCUCACGCCUAAUAACACGGCUUACUAUGAGCUGAAACCAAAGCUUGACAUUUGCGGUAAUUAUAAUACCCAGUUAUUGUAUGUUUUCCUUUCUUUUUCCUUUUUAUUGUAUAACUCUUAUAAUUUCUCACAAAAUGUGUGUAUGAAAAAUGACACCAACUAGCACAUUCUUACAAAACGACCACAAUCACGCGAACUGUAACGAUGGUAUAAUCAGAUGUAAACUGGAUUUACGGAUUGGUUACCAACCAAAGCGGAUUAGUGCCUACACCGUGUAAUGCAUGUGGUUCUUCAUCAUUGUAUCACACUGUCAUGCCAAAAAUAAAGAAUAAAAAAAAAAAAAACUACAUGAAGCUUUAGAGUGGUUUUUGUUGAGUCCUACAAACUACCUUCCCUACACAGUGCCUACUUUAAAGUAACACUAUAGAGCCAGGAACACAAAAUUUCUGACCCCUAUAGUGUUAAAAUCCAAUUUCUCUGGGGGAAAAAGGUGUUUACUGCAAAAAGCCUGAAUGGACUGAUUCUACUCACCAGAACAAAUACAAUAAGCUGUCGUUCUGGUGACUAUAGUGUCCCUUUAAGGAUAGUUUGAUCCAUCUUAAAGUGGCACUGUUGCCGUCUCCCUGCAAAUUGACUGUUUCAUAAAAAUAAAAUCUUCAAUUUCACUGAAAUUACAACCCAGUCAAAAGCUAUACUGAGACAAACCAUGGACCAGAUGUCCCCACUGUCCAAUGCAGGAAAUUGGUUCGAUCUAUUGAGGGUCUCGUGGAAUCCACCAUAAACUUUAGUGCUGUACCCCCGCAUAUUUAACUGCAAUUUCCAUACUUUUUUUUUUUUUUGUAAUGUUUUUGGCCCACUGGUCUAUUUGAUAUGACUCUGUGCUCUUUGUCAAUCAAGUUCAAUGCUUUCAUAAAGCCAUAUUUUAAACAUUUAUUUUUAUUUUUUUUAAGCAACACAGUAACUCCAGGUGGCAAGCCCAACAGGACCCGUGUAAUCUGGGGAAAGGUGACCCGAUCUCAUGGUAACAGCGGGAUGGUUCGUGCCAAGUUCCGCUCUAACCUCCCAGCCAAGGCCAUUGGACAUAGAAUCCGUGUGGUAAGUCUGAGGGAUAUGAUCAAAAAAAAAUUGACUUAAGUAAAACUUGAAAUUAUUUUUUGUUUAAGACAAAUCUAACACUGUCAUUUUUUUCUCCCCUUAAUAGUUUUAAUUACAAUACAAAUAGCUGGGUCUUGUCUGUUACCAUUGUAGCAAGUCACACCAACAUACCAAAUUUAUGUCUAAAUGUAGAUGUGUCCCAUUACGAAGAAAACUAUUACAGCCCUCUCCAAGUGUACAUAUGAAGUAAUUUAACACUUUCUAGUAAAGUCCAUUAGCUGAUGAUGGUGGCAAAACAAAAAAUGAGUGUUGGAAUUAUUUUCUCAUUGAAAUGUGCUUUGGUCAGACCAUGACUUUGUCCUCCAUUUUGUGUCAUCAUUGCACCUAUAGGUCUAUCAUGGCUACUGCACACACUUAGUUUAACCAGGUUUUUCAGAUUGAUGUGCUUUUUAUAGUCUUAAUGAGCUUCAGUUCUAUGCUGUUUUUUGUUUAUAUUGUUGUGCUUAAAAAGUGAUGUUCUAUGCUACUAGACAAGUCAUAAAACUUUUUUGCCACUGCAAGGUAUAGGGUGAAUUUCUACUGCCAGAGCUAAAUUUCCAUUUGCCAAUGGUCUGCACCAUGUAGAAAUUUUGAGCCUUGUGUACAACUGUACUGCCAUUGUGAAAAUGUUCUGUCAAAACCUGUGGUACUAAUUAUGGCUGUAAAUGGCUUAGAGUGCAGUCCCACCAUUGUUGGCCUAUCGUAGCUGUCUAAAGCUUAUUUUAGACUUUACAGUGCAGUGUGUGCCUUUUAAAUUAUCCUUGUUAUACCAGUUGUAUUCGAACCAUGCUUAUUGCUGGAUAGCAUAUUUUCUAACAGUGUAAAUGUCAAACAGGGUUGUUUACGUAAAGUGAAUUUUCAAAUAAAAGUCCAAAAUAGCUAACUUUGCAGAAAUCUCAAAGCUUCCAGGUUGGCGCUUUUGGUCUAAUAUUUUUAAAUUCUUUUUGAGUUCCUGCCAAUUCUAGCUUUUGGUUUCUGGUUAGUGCUCAUUUUCCCCAUUUAUUAUGGGCAUAUACAUUUUUCAAAUCAGAUUGAAAUUUAAAGGUGCAGUCUAAGCAUUAUGACCACUGUGUGCAUUGUGCUUAUGGUGUGAGUCUCCUCCACUGGUUCCAUGUUAAAAUGCUUUCAAGUGAAUUUUUUUUUUUUUUUUUUCUAAAGCGAGAGGUGGUCCUGUAAUACCCAUUGUAUAGCACUUUUUGUGUUGCUCAUGCUGACCUUCCAUUUCCACAUUAGCAAUAUAAACUUUGUUGGCAUUUAACAGGCUGAGUGCAUUAGCUGACAAGUUUUUAAUUCUGAGCGGGAAGGAAACUUGAUUCACAGCCUGCUAGCCCCAUCAUCACGUGCUAGCAGGCUGCUCCAUAAAACGUUUUUUUUUUUUCUUUUUCUUCUUCUUCUUGAUGUAUUUGGUAUUCAUUAUGUCCUAUGUCAACCUUCAGUAUUUAUGUGAAUUUCAUAAGAGGGCUUGCAUGGUGAUCAGGGCAGUGCUUUUUUUUUGUUUGUUUUUUUGGUCCGAAGGGCAUCUCUAGGGUGUUUUCAUGCAAUAGAUUCUGCAUGAAUGGGGAAACGUUAGGAUUGUAUAAUACACUUAAUGUUAUUGAUACACCGUACACUGAAAUUGUGUGGCUUUUACUAAACCUUUUUUUUUUUUUUUCUUAUAUUUUACAGAUGCUUUACCCAUCAAGGAUUUAAAUAUUACCAUUUGAAAAUAAAACCAUUCUGGAUCUUGAUUUUUGAGGCUUUUUUUUUUAUGUUGAAUGUAUGUUUGUGUUAAAGAAGUAAGUUCAGUUUGUAUAAAUGCAAUGGCAUGUGAGUGAAAACUGUGCAGAUUGACUUAUUGAUAAUAAUAAUAAUAAAAAGAAAUCUCACUCCUAGAGUGUAGUGUGUUUACAAAAGCCUUGAAGUUGCCAUUAGUUUACCUGGGGUACGCCAGGAACUUUUCCUGCUGAAAAUGUCUGGCUUUCUUGAGCUAAAUCCUGCACUACUGGGCAUAGGUCUUUGCAAAGAUCUUCCUGCUCUUAUGGAGGAUGUGACCAGCACCCAGCAGAUUCCUAUUUUGUUGUUAUACAUUUAGGAAAGGUUUUGAUUACUUAUAAACACUGUAUAAAUAAUUGAAAUGGAGUUGCAAUACAUUUAAUGAAAUCAGUAUUGUAACAAAGCUAAUAUUGGUGUAAAAUAUAACCUUUUAAAACUUUAGGCUGCUUCAACUGUCUGAUUUAAAGAAAUCUGUCAAGCACUGGAUUGCUCACUCCUUUCCUAUGCUCACUAGCAGCACUGUGGUUGCUAUGCUUGAGAGAGCAGAAUAGUUGGCCUGUAGAAAGUCUCUUCUGCUCUUGCUUAAGUUCAUAACUUAAAG